Lytechinus variegatus (green sea urchin) is the source of this 5370-nucleotide messenger RNA. RefSeq names its product frizzled-5-like. Bases 1120 to 2811 code for a protein of 563 amino acids. Gene Ontology annotation, molecular function: Wnt receptor activity; Wnt-protein binding. The transcript has a single exon. Lineage: Eukaryota; Metazoa; Echinodermata; Echinoidea; Temnopleuroida; Toxopneustidae. Gene Ontology annotation, biological process: non-canonical Wnt signaling pathway; canonical Wnt signaling pathway. The record is from RefSeq and is a predicted model, not a curated record. Gene Ontology annotation, cellular component: plasma membrane.
ACGAGCUUGUCAUAGAGCUAAGGGGUGUCACUCAGAAAGGGGGGUUGAGGAUCCUAUUCAAGCCUUACAACAGUCGCUGACUGAAGCCACAACUCUGUCGAGAAGUCGUUCCGUGCACACCGUUUUUUCUUCCACUCCUCGCACAGACGAUAUAUGUUUUUUGCUUUCAUUUUGGGUCAUCACUUUUGGUUGGAGUUCGAGUGCAACGCAUAAAUCAACGACGUCUGAAAUUCAAUGUGUCAUACUGCCGAAUACAGCUAACCUCCCAUCAUUCACUUCAGACGAUUAUUAUUAUUAACAGAGAAUUAUUUUGCUCAGUGACUGAUCAGGACACCAAACUCAUUGAUUCCAUAGGAGGCUAUUGGAGUCUGAGGACAUAUACUUUUUUAUCAUUAUUAUUUGCACACGCGUUAUCUUUCGUUCUAUGGACGUGGGAGGAACCUUUGGAUGACGCCAAAUGGUUUCUAGCAGCGCUCUUGAGAGUGACAACCCGAGGAAUGAAAAUCAGAACAGAGAUAAGGAAGGCAUUUUGAGUAUACACAUUGUAUAUACGGCAGGCGAUAAUACUCGCAUGUGAAUACAUAAGAAGUACAAGCGCCUCAUCAGUUUUGUUCGAAGCACCCUUAUUGAGGAGAGGAUCGGAAAUAUAGGCAAACAGAGAAGAAGUGACUAUUUUGUUCUUUUCCCCACUCAUGUACGGCUGUGUGGAUUUAGUGUAGACGUUUUGCUUGUGCCACACAUCUCGACCCAGCUUAGAAAACAAUUUUUUGAAAGGUAUGUGUGUUGGAGCGGACUAGUGUUUGUAUAGUAAAGAGGACCAAUUGUGGUGGCUAUGGUGAAAGUUCAGUUGGUUGAACCGGGACCCUAGUCGAGCUGAGACGAGUGGGGUGAAUCUAAAGUAAACCUGUGAUGUACGGUAGCGAAGUAAAAGGCUUGUUUGAUCAGUGAGGAGUGAGUGUUUAACCAGAGCUGGAAGCUCGCCUGAUGCAACACAAAAGGACACGAAUACUUGGUAAAUUCUCAUUUUGAAUAGCAGAGGCAUACCACUCCAGUCUCCAAAACCCUUUUCUUUAUCGAGUGGGUUGCAACUGUAUUAACAGCGGUUUCCAUCACACCACCAUGGCCAGAAACAUGGCAGCCUUCAGUGGAACUAUCCAGGGAACUAUCUCUCAUUAUCCUGGGAUGACACUGAUAAUCUUCAUCGCGGCUUUAUCGUCUUGCUUUAACACUGCUUGGAGUUACCGAGAUGCUAAAUGUGAAAUCAUAACUGUUCCAAUGUGCCGUGAUAUUGGUUAUAAUAUGACCUACAUGCCAAACCAUUUUAACCAUGAUAACCAGGAGGAAGCAGGACUAGAAGUUCAUCAGUUUUAUCCUCUUGUCGAGAUCCAGUGUUCCCCAGAUCUGAAAUUCUUCCUCUGCAGCAUGUACACUCCGAUCUGCUUGACGGACUACCACAAACCUCUGAUGGCGUGUCGGUCGGUCUGUGAGAGAGCGAAAGCCGGUUGUGCUCCGUUGAUGCGCCAGUACGGGUUCGCUUGGCCGGAUCGCAUGCAAUGUGAGAACCUUCCAGAGUUUGGCGAUCCCGAUAAUUUGUGCAUGGAUUCGAACCACACUAAUUCUGGAACAAGUGCGCCGACCAACCCACCCAUGACACGACCAGGAGGCCAUCGACCUCACCCUCCAACCAGAAAACCAUGUGACUGUUCUUGUCGCGAACCUUUAAUACCCGUCCCCGAAACCCACCCAUACUACAAUCGCGUUUCGACUGGUGAGAUCUCCAAUUGUGCAACUCCUUGUAAAAGUGCCUUUUUCUCAGAGGACGAACACACCUUUGCGACAUUUUGGAUCGGGUUAUGGUCCAUUUUGUGUUUCGUGUCGACACUCAUGACUGUCGCGACAUUCCUGAUCGACAUGGGAAGAUUUAAAUACCCUGAACGUCCUAUCAUUUUCCUCAGUGCCUGCUACUUCAUGGUCUCACUUGGCUUCAUCAUCCGACUCAUCGUCGGGCACGACGAGGUCGCUUGUUCAGGCCAAUAUGUCCGCGUAGGAUCGACGGGUCCAGCUCUCUGCACCAUCGUCUUUCUCCUCAUCUAUUUCUUCAGUAUGGCGAGCUCAAUAUGGUGGGUUAUUCUCGCGUUUACAUGGUUCCUAGCCGCCGGGAUGAAAUGGGGCAGUGAGGCAAUCUCAAGCUACUCUCAAUACUUUCACCUUGCUGCCUGGCUGCUUCCCAGUAUCCAAUCCAUCGCAGUACUUGCCCUCAGUUCAGUUGAUGGCGAUCCCAUUGCAGGAAUCUGCUAUGUAGGUAACCAUGAUCUCACCAAACUCCGCGGGUUUGUACUUGCACCUCUCUUCAUGUACCUCAUCGUCGGAUGUUCCUUCCUCCUCGCUGGAUUCGUCUCGCUUUUCCGCAUCAGGAACGUAAUCAAGCAAGGAGGACGCAAGACGGACAAGCUUGAAAAACUCAUGAUCAGAAUCGGUAUUUUCUCCGUCCUUUACACCGUGCCUGCUACCAUUGUGGUUGCUAUCUACAUCUACGAGCAGCAUUCGAGGCCCGACUGGGAGCGGGGCGUCACAUGCCCUUGUCUCGCAGAACAUUUACCAAAACCAGAAUACUCAGUAUUUAUGCUCAAAUAUUUUAUGUGCCUUGUUGUUGGUAUCACAUCGGGGGUGUGGAUAUGGACCGGGAAGACGCUCAGUUCGUGGCGAGGUUUUAUCAACAGGUUACUUGGAAGAAAGGCAAAUCCAAACAGAGAAAGAACUUUCAAUUGCAAACCAGUGAUUCUGAAGAGUUUACCAAACGCACAGGUGUGAUUUCAUAUAACCUUCAAUCAAAACUAUUCAUUAAAGUACAACACAGGGACAAAAUAAAUGAUUGGAAUCAAUCUUUGCCGGUGUGUAAACACAGAAAUGUCGAAUGACUCUGUGUUUUCUUUCUACAAUUUGAAGGACUGUUUAAGAGGAUUUGAUGAUGCCUUUUUAAAAAUCAGAUUAUACAUGCACUCAUUUCGGUUUCCUUCCCAAGUCAUUAACUAUUUUAUUGAGAAUAAACACGAAUCUUUAACAUUUUUAGUCAAAAGGCAUUUGAAUUAAAUGUGUAAACUGCGAGAAGUAUUUUCUGGAUGUAUACAGAAAAAGAUAAAUUAUUAUUGCCGUUUGUAAAAUUCAGUUCGAUCGGACCACUUUACACAAUAUACUAAAUACAUUGUCAUUAUUUAUAAAGACAUAUUUUUGUAGUCUGAAUUCACUUUUUCUUUAAUUGGCUCACUCUAAAGAACGGACAAAAUAAGUAAAAUAUUAAACUGCGUUUUGUUAUUUCGCGAUACCAUAUCGAUUACCUUGCUCGUACCAUCACAAUACCUUGAAAUUUGUCUUUGAAACAAAAGCGGUGUUGAUUUUAUAUUUUCAUAUUGAUCCAUCUUCAGUCUUGCGUGGCCAUUGUGUUCGGGGUAAAGAAAGAUUGAUUAGUUGUUAUCUUGCCACUAUUUUGUAACAUCUCUCUUGGUCCUCUUAGCUUAAAAAGAGAGGUUCAAGUAUGUCCUUCACAAUGAACAAUGUUUCUAUUUUCACAGUACAUGUGAUGAUGGAAUUUGGUUGCUAUAUUGUUUGGUGUUGUCUUUUUUGUUGAUGAUCGUCUAUUUAUGAUAUUUUUGUCGUGCACUCAAUGACCCAAACGGCAAACAACGCCUUACUAUUCGAAAGAAACUGUAUGUCUUCUGUAAUACUAGAUAACAAGACAUGUUUGAAUACCAUCAAACACAUUUCUUAGGAACGUACAUAUCUCAGACCUGUAUGCUGACAUACCGAGUUCAAAGGAAUAAUAUUACAUAUGCUUCAGUCAAAAUGCAACUGAAAGUGUCGAAAGGUAGAUAUACGUUUAUUCAAUAAUUGACAUGGAAACUUUUAUUGAUUCUGUAUCAAUUUAUUCAGUUGUUAAGAAAAUCAUAUAUAAGAUGAAGGCUGGGGGUAAAAAAAAAUUGGUGUACUUUUCUUUAAGAAAGUUGCAGGUUGUGUAUAACACCAGCAAAUCCCAUGUUUGUGAACCUGUUUUAAUGUAAAGCAUUAUGGCGAAGUCUGUCCUUAUUACUAUAUCAAAACAUUGACCUAUACCUCGAUAAAUGCUUUCGAAUAUUAAUUGACAUAUAUAAUAAUUUUAUGAAAAAUCGUGAUUACAAGUUUGGAAGCAUUUUCAACGAUGAAAGAGUCCGUUGCAUUCUAUUUUCACUGUGGACCGCCAUUGACUGGUGCUCCCCUUUUCUUCGUGUUUUGUUUAAUUUGGAUCCCUAUGCUAAUACAGGAGUAGAAUACCACGGUACCGAGUACCCUUUACUAUAAUAACCGUCACUAGCGGCCAUAUCUUACUUGAGAGUUUGCUUUUCUCGUUCCUUUAGUCACAUAAGUAAAAAUCAAACAUGCUACUUAGUGAGCACCAUGUCCAGCAUCUUGGCACUUAAACAGCCGAUACAGAUCAAAUAAAUGUUACAUCACGGGGUCAACAUUAAAAACCUGAGACGCAAACACAACCCCCUUUCUCCUCUGAUACCAGCAUUUGUUUGCUACCAUCACUUUUCAUUGUUUGAGAUGCUCUAAGUUAAUCUAGAUUGUCAACAAAAUGGCUUUCUCCCUUUUAUUUCAUAGCAUGUUUUCCCCCCGACCCGGACAGAGAAAUUAGGAGGAUAUAAGUAACGAUAUUGCGCCCCUGUAGCUUGUGUAAAUGUCCUUUUUAAAAUUUAAUAUGAGGCUUUAAAUUCUAAUUUGAAAUGGACAUAAUUCGAAUGAAUAUCUAAAAAGUCACUUUUAUUAUUAGAUAAUGUUUCUAAACAAUCAUUUAUGUCUGGUAUGAUAUAAUGUUUGUGGAUGUUCAGUACCAAACUCCCUAUUGGUUUGGUUUGCUCCUUUCAAAUCAUAAGAAAAUAAUAUACCAUCAUAUUCGGUGAAAUUAUCACUCAAAGGGUAAUACUAACUUUGUUAUGUAUAACUUUGCACUGACCAAGCUAUCCAAAAUAUACUAGACUUUUACAGGUGGAAACUUACUUAAAUGUAAAACAUUGUAGUUAUCUUUGAGGUGUUUGACCAUAACCAUGAUACAAAUGUAAUAUUUCUGUCCAGAAGAAAGUCCAUUAAUAAUAGGUGUUCUUGUUCAGAAAAGAGGAGAGGGUUACGAUAUAUCCCGUCAAUUUUUAUUUUGAAAACGAUGAAUUCCAUGGAAUGUAUCGAUUUGAUUCAUCAGAAACCCCUACUUCCGAUAUUUAAUGACAUUUGAUAUUCCAUUUUAUUGUUCAUGUUGAUGUUUUUUUUAUGUUGAUGAUACUUUAUGUUUGUUUUUCAUGAAACGACUGAUUAAACAGCCAGAUGCAUAUUGCACAAAUUAAA